This is a messenger RNA of Epinephelus fuscoguttatus (brown-marbled grouper), 4984 nucleotides long. It is a transcript of the gene tnfsf10, whose product is annotated as TNF superfamily member 10. The record is from RefSeq and is a predicted model, not a curated record. Gene Ontology annotation, biological process: immune response. The coding region runs from base 120 to 971 and encodes 283 amino acids. The transcript is spliced from 6 exons. Gene Ontology annotation, cellular component: membrane. Lineage: Eukaryota; Metazoa; Chordata; Actinopteri; Perciformes; Serranidae. Gene Ontology annotation, molecular function: tumor necrosis factor receptor binding.
AGGGGACGGCGAGGGAGGGUAGAAGUUAAGGAGUCAGUCCUCUGCCAUUGUUCUUGUUCUGGAAGUCUGAGAACGGGACGGGACGGCGCUGGUCGGGUACCGGACGGCGGUCUGUCGUUAUGACGGGCUCCGGUCCGAAGCUCGGGGUGCUAUUGCUGCUGGCGAUCCUGCUGCAGACUGUGGUCGUCACCAUCACCGUACUGCACUUCACCACGGCUCUCAAUUCGAUGAAGGAGACGUUUGCCAGGAGCAGUGUUUCCUGUCUGACGGGCACUGACCUGCAGAGCAUCACAGCUGUUCGGGGGGAUCCGUGCUGGCAGGUCACUCAGCAGCUUCACCUGCUCAUUGAGAAGUCUCUGUCUCAGCGUUACCAGAAGCAGAUUUCGUCGGCAGUCAGAGAUGAAGUAUCUCGGGUGCUGCCCUCGCUCGUGAUGGUGGACAGAGCUUCACCUCGCCCUAAAGUUGCAGCCCAUGUCACGGGCAGCUUUGUGUCCAAACUGGAGCGAGAGGGAGGAGCUCCGGUCUCCACCGGGCGUCGAGCUCAGGGCCAGAAGAUCUCAUGGUGGGAGGGGCAGAAGGGGCUGGCCUUCCUCCAAGACGUCCAGCUGGUGGACGGGGAGCUGGUGGUGCCGCAGCCCGGCCUGUACUACGUCUACGCCCAGACGUACUUCAGACACACCCACUCCCUGGAGGAGGAGGGCGAGGACGGCGAGGAGGCGGAAGACAGAGGGAGACCCCUGCUGCAGUACGUCUAUAAAAAGGUGAGCUCCUACCCAGUUCCCAUCCUGCUGAUGAAGACGAGCCGAACCUCCUGCUGGUCCCGGGGCUCCCAGUUUUCUCUCCACUCCGCUCACCAGGGGGGGCUGUUCCCGCUCAGCACUGGCGACCGGCUGUUCGUCACAGUGACCAACGCCUCCGCUGUGGACAUGGACGAAAAGAGCAGUUUCUUUGGGGCGUUUCUCAUCAGCUAGACAAUCAGAUGAGGGAUCGACUGUCAUGUUUUUAAUGUUGGUGAUGGAUGAAUCUGCAGCCUCUUGACUUCUACUAUUAAUGAACCCAGAAAAACUGCAACAGAGAGUCCAUUUGGAGGUUUGUCUUACUUUUUUUGUUUCAGGAUCACAAGCCAAAAGAAAAUUAACAACACUGGUUUCAUGGGUGGAGAAGAGACUGGUAUGGAUUUGGGGCUGUGUGUAUGAGUGAGAGCUAAGACUAUUAAAGUUAGUGUGGCUUUGACUCGACAGAGAUUAGUUUCUGUUGUACAAACAUUUCUUUAAGGCAGAAGUUCCCUAAAUUUUUACAGGUAAAUUUAAGUGCAGAGCAGCAGGUUUUCUGCAUUAACUUUCCUAACUGGUCUUUAACAGCUAAGAGGAAAUUUUCUACUACAUGAUGGUUUGGUCGUGGUUAGUUAACCUACACUGUUCUGAGCUGACAUUCUGUACACAAAGGUUUAAUUCAGAUGUGAUUUGCCUUGGUAUCUUCAUGCCAUUUUACUCUGACGCCUGAUUUAUUAGUGGUUUUGUCCGGUCACUUGGGUUUUUUGUCUUUUUCCUCAGUAAAUCCUUGAAGCAGUUAUGCACAAAUAGCACACAAUGACAGGCAUUGGUUGGUGCUAUAACCUCAAGCGCUGGCGCCAAAUAUCAAGAUUUCUUUAAGGUCAGUACGGUCACUGGUUUUCCAGACAUGUUUAAGGGUUCAAGCCUGAAGGGCUGUUUUUUGUUUUUGUGCUGGUUUAUUAUUUUUCUUCAGAAAUGUUUUUGCAAAUUCCCAUGAGAUGGUACAUGGCAGACAUGUACAUGAAAUUUGAAAAACAUGAAAUUUUCACCAAUGUAGGGUGUUUUGAACAAAUGCUCCUCAACAAAAUUGACCCUGAUUAGCCUGACUGAGAUGCUGUAAAGAAAGGUCAACUUUGAAAAGUCACAACUCAUUCAGUGUAAGCUUUACACAGAACUUGCCUCAAAAACCACUAAAGUCCAAGUCUGGAUUUUCUACCAUUUGUUUGAAAAUCACAUUUUUGACAUCUACUCCUGAACCGUAGGUCUGACUUUUACAUUUUCUGUGAAUCAUUAUUCGACGAAGUUUAUCAAAGUGUUUGAAAAGCUUGUUGAUAUCUUACAGUGUUUUGAAUAUAUUGACCGAUGAACUUCAGUAGAGGUGUAGCUUAGUACAUAAAUAGACCUAGCUCCGUAACAGUUGGGCCAGUCAUCACAGAUCUUACAGGAUAUGUCCAGUAAGUCAGUUAUGUCAUUCACACAAAUAAAAUAUUUGGGUCCAAACAAUAUACAAAAAAAAACUCCUAUGUAAGAUGAACAUGUUAGUAAAAGCACUAAAAGGUAACUGAUAACACAGAGUCCCAUUAUUCAGUCACGGCCUACGUAAGUAUCUUAAACAUACCCUUAAAGUUUAAUUCAAAUUGACCACUAGGGGGCACUAGGGAUGCAAAAAAAAAAAAAAAUGGGCGUGGAAUAACACACAUCAGACUAAGAAUCAGAAAUUAUUUGUUCAAUAUUACGAAACAAGAUAUGUUUCAUAAUAGUGUUGAACAACUUGUGUACAAUUAUUCAAAAUUGCUCAGAAGGGGGUGUCACUGGUUCUAGACAGAGCAAUUGGCCUGGUGCAAAAUUUGGCCAUAAAUCAAUGACAGUUUUUCCAAACAUCACCAAACUUGGUAGAUAGGCUAUUUUUAAUCAAAGUCGUGGAAAACAUGUCCCCAAAAUGUUUUUUUUUUUAAAUUGACCAAUAAGGGGGCAACAACACUGCUGAAGAACAGCGUGGCCUGGCACAGGUUUGGUUAUAAUAGAAUGAGCAUCUGUCUGAUGUCAUAAAAUCUGUUAAUUAUCUUUCAUGAAGGUGUUGGAAACUGUCAAAGGUCUCGAUCCUUUGCAGUUUUCAGAUUUUAACAGUCUGUGUUGGCUUGAACCCCAGAAAUGCCACAGGGGCUACAUUACUCAUUACUUACAUUAUUCAGGUGUCCCUUCAGCGUGUCUGUAAUAUCUAAUGAUGAUCUUCCAAAGCUAGACUGUAUUUUCAAAUUUUAAAUGUUGUUUUAGAUGCAAAGCACUUUGUGAAAUUGGCUUGUAACUCAACUCACAAAGUCACAAACUCACCCGUAACAGCUCACAGAUUCUGCACAUGCUGACCUGUGCCACCAAUAGGAAAAGACAGUUGUAGCAGUUUAGACUUUUGGGUACUUUGCAUACAUUACACUCACUCCCAUCUUAUUAAUUUUGUAGCAAAUGCUGCAAAAUUGGGGUCUGCCCUAAAGAAUUGUUUGUAUAAAACUCUUACCAGCUGAACAUUCGUGAUUAUCUGUGUCCCUGGAUGUGUGUUUGUGUAAAGAUGUAAAUAUUGUGCUAUAUUUUGUGUUUUUGUUUUUCCAUUAAGCUUGCAAAUUCUGGGUCUGGAGCUCUCCAUGAACUCUCUUCUUCUUAAGUUUCCUUCAGUGAGAUGUUGAACAUGAGGGUGGAAGCCUUACCGUCUGAGACUGUUUACUGGUUUGUGGGCCUGUGCUACCAUUACAGGCCUUUCAGACAAUUAGUUGACGGCCAUGUUGAAAGAUUAAAGGUGUAAAAUCACCACCUUUUCCUUCAGGAGGUUUACAGUACCAAUUUUAAAGCACUCCCCCUUACAUAUCCAGCUUUGUGUUGUGUUUCUGUUGGCUGCAGGGCCACAGUCUCUCCCUCUGCUGCUGGCUUGUCCAUUGUAACUGUUCUCCAAAUGGUGCAUUAAACUUUCCCUAAACGGUUGGUAUUCUCGGGCAUUCAUGUCAUGCUGGAUUAGCUGCAGAUGUGACCUGCAGACUUGGAAAACAAUCAUGCACAUCAGCAUACAAACAGUAGAAAUGUGGGAUUUUGUUUUUGUCUAUAGCUCCUGUUUUCCAUGUGAUGUAUCGAACUGUUUGUAAUGAACACUGCAGUAAAUCCUCUGAAGCUCAAGGACAUAUAAACCAAAAUGAUCAGUUAUGUUUGACUUAAAGGGAGCUGGAUGUAUCAGUGGAUAUAACCGGGGUCAUUCCUGAUUUAGGAAAUAUUCAUUCUUAACUUAAACUCUACUUACUGGAUUUCUCCUUGGACUCAAAGCUGCAUCUUGUGACCUUCAUCAACAAUUUACAUAUACCACUGCCUGUCAUUAGUGACCAGUUUCAUACUUAGGUCAGGUGAAUAACCUCCAUGACAACUUGGACAAAUUCAUCAAGAACAAGUUGUUUUCCAGGGCGUCGGUGGCUUAGUGGUAGAGCAGGCGCCCCAUGUGCAAGGCUGUUGCUGCAGCAGCCUGGGUUCGACUCCAGCCUGUGGCCCUUUGCUGCAUGUCACUCCCCCUCUUUCUCCCCCCUUCACACGUGUCUGUCCUAUCCAUUAAAGGCUGAAAAUGCCCUCAAAAAAAAGAACAAAUUGUUUUCCUCACACAAAUACAAAAGAAGAAUCCAAAAAACAGGGAAAAUCUUCAUGAAUUGACGUCAUAGCGGUCUGCGUUUAACAACAGCAAAGCUGUGUGAUGCUAACAGUUAACCCUGUCACUGUGUGUGUGUGACUCUGUACCAGUCAAAGAACUUCAGUCCUGUAGAGAGGGGGGCUGAAUGAAUGAAUACACUGCACGCAGCUCUACAAUGAAAUGAUUUCAAUCGUCAUAAUUUGCAGUAAAGUUGCAGUGAUUGAUCAAAAAAACAAAGUCGCAGAAUGCACGGGAAUCCGCUUAAUUUGUGUUCAUGGUGAUCACAACAUUGCAAAAUCCUGGAGGGACUAUGUUUCAGCAAAGCCGCUAAAUGAGACUUGGAUUAUUGUGAGUUAUGUGAGAGUUUGCAAAAAGAUGUCUUGAUAUAGUUUUGUUGUUGUUAAAUGCAGACCCCCUUUAAUUCUCAAGGAAUAUGCUCCAUUUUUGGAUUUGCCAUUCAUGGCGGAGGCGUGCGAGAAAAAUAACAUUUCUGGGAGGAGGGAGUUUUCCUCUGAUUCAUUUAAGUCAUAAAGAUUUUUACCAUAAUGAUUUUCAA